AUGGCCUCUCCACCAUCUCUUCCUUCGGAAAUAUGGUUUGAUCAUAUUCUAACGCGAGUUAAAUCGCUCGACAGCCUAGGGUUGUGUAGGGUGGUUUCAAAGGACUGGAAUCACAUCACAUACGAGUCAAGGUUCUGGCAAUUGUUUUGCAAGAGAAGUGACACAGUGUCUGGGUUUUUAAUUCAGAAUUUCUACGAUUACAAACACUCAUCGACGUUUGUGUCUGUCGAUAACAAGGCCAACAAGACUUUGAAUCUCUCAAUACUAAACUUCUUGCCUGCCCCUGUCAAAGUUGAAGCUGUGAGUAGCCAAGGUGGCCUAGUAUUUUGUGUGAACCAAAACCAUCGUAGAGUACCCGAAUAUUUUGUGUGCAAGCCUACCACUCUACAAUGGGAAACUUUACCCAAUCCAAAGACUAGGUACUACACCCAAAGUAACGCCAUAGUCGUGUUGAGUUCGAAACCUUUAAGGUACAAGAUUAUCCGGUUUUCGGAACCCAAAUCUCCAGUCAAGUAUCAACUACACCAAAACCUUAUAAGGUGCGAAGUGUUUGAUUCAAACACUUGGGCAUGGAAGCAGUUGAAACAUGUUAGUUUGCCGUAUUCUGUGUGCUUGAGACUCCCCCGGCGGCCUUGUGUAACAUCAGGUGGUGCGUGUUAUUGGCAUCUGACGAGCAACCAAGUGCUUGCUUUUUAUUACGAAGACGAUAAAGAGAGUUGGGAAAUUUUUGAUUCACCAGAGCCGAUGAGUGAUAGUGAGUACUGUGCCAUGUACACCAAACUUGUAGAGUACCAAGGUCGUCUUGCCUUGAUUUACUCUGAAGAAGAGUUGAUGGAGCUAUGGGUCAUGGAAGAUCACGAGAAAAAAGUAUGGAAGAGACGCAAACUGAUUAGUCUUGAUGGGCUUAAACAACUGGUGGGGCAUUAUCCUUCCCCUGGAGCAUAUUACAACAGUGAUAUUGCACUAAUGGAAGCGUGGCCCAAAAUAAUUUUUUACAAAUUCCAAGGAAGUUCAAGUAACAAAGUAGUCAAGCUAGAGCAUAAACCCGAUGAAAUUUUCAAGCUGCAGUCUGAUUUUGAGAUAGUUAAUUUGAGGGGUUUAUAA
Molecule: messenger RNA, 1104 nt
Organism: Prunus dulcis (almond)
Lineage: Eukaryota; Viridiplantae; Streptophyta; Magnoliopsida; Rosales; Rosaceae
Exons: 2
Coding region: 1-1104 (367 amino acids)
Molecular function (GO): protein binding
Source: RefSeq, a predicted model, not a curated record